AAGAAAAAGUUUGCUGUAGCAGAUAACAGUAGAACUCCCUUAUAACUUCCAUCAUGAUUAUAAAAGAGUCAUAAAUACAUCCACUGUCAUAAGAUAUCUUUCCCAAGGUAAUAUCCACUAUUUUUAAUGUUCCUGCCUAACAUUUUAGAUAAGACGGCAGAUUUCAUUAAGUCAGAUUUUUUAGAAAAGUGUGCAACAAAAAAAUUUGUCUUGAAAAAUCACUCUGGGUAUCUGUAUGUAUAAAAUAUUCUAAAAGUUUACACUAAAAAUAUAAUUCAAACAUCUUGAUAGAAGUUUGUGAUAACAUACUGUACUCUCAGAUUGUAGUAGAUUAUUCAUUCAUAUAAUUUUUUAACAAAAUGAAUCUAUUAAAGAGAAUACUGCGACAAAAAUUAAUAUUAACAACUGUUGCUGGUGUGUGUGCUGGAAUCACAAUAGGUUUUUUUCUUAAAAUCUCAACUCCUCAACCAUGGACCAAAAGAAAUAUAAUGUACCUAAAAUUUCCUGGGGAACUAUUCAUGAGAAUGGUAAAUUGCUUAAUAUUACCUCUUGUAAUGACUAGCAUCGUGAGUUCUACUUGUAACUUGAAAAAAUCAGGACAGAUUGGAUCAAUGGCUCUGUAUUAUUAUAUGACAACAACAUCACUUGGAAUAAUACUAAGUGUCAUACUUGUUCAAACAAUAAAACCUGGUGAAUUACUUAAAAACAAAAAUAUUAUAUCACAAAAUUCAACCAAGUCUUCCAUGACAGUGGAUACAAUUUUAGAUUUAUUUCGAAAUUUGGUACCAGAUAAUAUAAUGAGUGCAUGCUUAUCACAGUAUCAAACUGUACUAAUAAAACCAAAAAAUGAAUCAGGUAUGUUAAAAUGACAAUAUAAAAUAAUGUCAACUCCAAUAUAUGAUUGGAAAAUUGAUCAUACAAAUAUAAUGGGAACAAAUGUCUUGGGACUGGUAUUCUUCAGUUUAGUUUUGGGCCUAGCAAUUGGAGAGAUAGAGUCAGUGGGUGAACCUUUAAUAAAUUUCUUUCGAUCUUUAUCAGAAGCAAUGAUGAAGAUCAUGAGCUGGACAAUAUUGCUGGUACCAAUAAGUGCAUUAUUUCUUAUUUCUGCAAAGAUUCUAGAAGUAGAAGAUUUUAAUAGUGUGAUGCGAAGGCUUGGAAUUUAUAUCCUAACUGUCUUCAGUGGGUUACUUAUACAAGGAUUAAUAGUACUUCCUCUAAUAUAUUUCAUAUGCACUCGACAAUCUCCAUACAAAAUUAUAACUAAGCUUGGACCAGCUUUCGUUACAGCAUUUGGUACAUCAUCUAGUACAGCUACAGUCCCUGUAACAAUAUCAUGCUUAGAACGCAUUGGAAUGCCUUCCAAAAUAUGUAGAUUUAUUAUACCAAUUGGUGCCACCAUAAAUAUGGAUGGUAUUGCAUUAUACGAAAGUAUAGGUGCAAUUUUUAUUAUUCAAUUGCAUGGAUUGCAAUUUUCAUUAUUCAAAAUCAUAAUAAUCAGCAUAACUUGCACUAUAUCAUGCAUUGGUGCUGCUGGCUUACCUAGUGGUGGUUAUGUAAUGUUAAUAAUGGUAUUAAAUUCUGUGGGAGUCCCUGUAGAAGAUGUCUCGUUAAUUAUCGCCAUCGAUUGGUUUGUAGAUCGAUUUAGAACGACCCUAAACAUCGUAGCUGAUGCCUUGGGUGCUGGGAUAAUAACUCAUUAUUACAACAAAAAUAAGCAAAUUCCCGUGCAGGAAGAAAUGGAGUUGUGUACAUAAGACGACUUAUCCAUAAAUUAAAUUAAAAUUAUAACGUUAAUCAAAAUAUAUUAUAUAUAAAUAUAAACUUACGAUGUAAGCAAGAAUUACACGAACGAUAUACUCAUUUAAUAAAAUAUUGAUAAAAUGUUUUAUAUAUAUCUAUUUAAAUAAAAAUAUUUUGAAUUGCAUU
Megachile rotundata (alfalfa leafcutting bee) is the source of this 1926-nucleotide messenger RNA. Its product is annotated as excitatory amino acid transporter 3. The record is from RefSeq and is a predicted model, not a curated record. Gene Ontology annotation, molecular function: glutamate:sodium symporter activity; L-glutamate transmembrane transporter activity; neutral L-amino acid transmembrane transporter activity. Gene Ontology annotation, biological process: L-glutamate transmembrane transport. Lineage: Eukaryota; Metazoa; Arthropoda; Insecta; Hymenoptera; Megachilidae. Gene Ontology annotation, cellular component: plasma membrane.